This is a messenger RNA of Scedosporium apiospermum, 690 nucleotides long. RefSeq lists its product as uncharacterized. The record is from RefSeq and is a predicted model, not a curated record. The coding region runs from base 1 to 690 and encodes 229 amino acids. The transcript is spliced from 2 exons. NCBI's taxonomy places the organism in Eukaryota, Fungi, Ascomycota, Sordariomycetes, Microascales, Microascaceae.
AUGUCAGCUCCGGAGUCCGUAAGAGAUACGCGGGGAUUCACGGGGCAAACCGAUUAUUAUUGGGGACCACCCGGAGUCGGCUUCACAAAUGGGCAAAUAAAGAGACUGGUCCAGCAUCUCCGCGAAAUUGCCCAGGAUGAUCAUUCCCAACGCAUCACCCUCAAAAGCCUCGAUGCGACUCAUUACGAGAUGUUCGUUCUCGCGAUGAAGCACUUGCUGGCGACGGAGUCGGCUCUCGGGGCAUUUGCGCAGAUUAUCGAUGGCUUGCCCAUCGGCGAUAUUAGCAUGAGAUCAGAGAACAAGGAGCUUGUUCAAGCAUAUCGACGGGCACCUGAAGGAUCCGGAACCUUUAACAUCCGUUUAAUCGAGCUUGUCGCUGCAGGUAACCCUCAACUUGGGGCGCAGGCGUUUAAAAUGGGGUUUAAGCUCCACCAGGGGGACGUUGACUCCAUAGUUAACUGGGCAGACGGCACGCCCGGUGUGAAUCCACCGCCCACUCUUUUCCGGCACCUCGAGUACGUCGAUUAUUAUGUCUACCCUGAGGGAGCAGCCGAUAUGGUGGGAUAUUGGACCGAGGAUCGCAUGCUGGGCGGAGUCAUCGUGUUCGACCGUAGAGCUGAAUCAGCUGGAGAGAUCCCGAACGUGUACAUCCAUUCCUCUCGCAAGCGCGUUACCUAUCGUGUCUUUUAG